Messenger RNA from Caenorhabditis sp. 36 PRJEB53466, 1846 nucleotides. The record is from the annotation of a GenBank genome assembly. NCBI's taxonomy places the organism in Eukaryota, Metazoa, Nematoda, Chromadorea, Rhabditida, Rhabditidae.
AUGAGCCAGCAAGCCGGAAGCGGUCACCGAGUGAAUUUCGCAGAAGAGGAGCCGAUGUGAGUGACGGAAUCGAUCGAUUCUCAUCAGAAUUUGUCAAUUUCAGGACUCUGGGCGAAAAGAUCAGUCAUCGGAUGGACCAAUUCAAGGAAAUGGUCUCGAGUGGCUGUUGUUCGUGUGCCAGCAAGGUGAGAAAUCGGCAGAAUUUCCAUUCGAAUUCCGAGUUUUCAGUGUCCGUCCGUGGCGAUCGUGCUCUGUCUGGCGCUCGUCCUUCUCGGCAUUCUGGCCGCCGUCCCUCUCACGCUCAUGCUCACCUCUUCGGCGCAGAAGAUGUCUUCCGACAGCACGGACCUCUCCCAACACCUCAGUCGGCAUCCCAAAUCGUGGCCGAACGUCGACAAACUGCGGUUCGACAACCUGGCCGGAAUUCCGAUGACGUCGUUGUUCCCGCCGAAUGUCUCCACGUGCUCCGGAUUCGGAUUCGCCUGCACUGACGCCGUCAACAGAAUCAUCCCGGCUUCGCAGCGAUGCGACGGAUUCAACGACUGCCAGGACGGAUCCGACGAGGAAAACUGCAAGGAAUGCCAGUCGGUCUUCUCGUGUCCGUCGCAUGUCGAGGAGCAGUCGAAGAAGAAGCGGAAGACGAAGAUCCAGCCGACACUCAUUUGUUUGUCCGCCGAAAGACUGUGCGAUGGCGUGCAGAACUGCCCGGACGGCUCCGACGAGGCCAUCUGCAGCUCGACGUGCACGAAAGAGCAGUUCAAGUGUCCGGGUAACAACGCGUGCCUGCCGCUCUCCGCAAAGUGCGACGGAAUCAGGGAUUGCUCCGAUGGAAGCGACGAGAAGAACUGCGAGAAGUGCGUCAAAGGAGCCCACGUAUGUUUCCCUCCAGGUUCAGAUUGAAACAUUGCUGGUUUUUAUUUCAGAAAUGCGGAAAACAAUGCGUGAAACCGAGCCAAGUGUGCGACGGAGUGGCCCAAUGCGCCGAUGGCUCCGACGAGAAAGAAUGCGACUGCAAGACUUGCUCCGGCUCCGAAAAGGCUCUCUGCGACGACGGAACGUGCAUCAUGCGCUCCCAAGUGUGCGACGGAAAGAAGAACUGCGCCGACGGAAUGGACGAGCAGGACUGUCCGGGCUCGUGCGCAAUCGAAGCAGCGAGCACGAGCAGCAAGACGAAGAGAGUGAUGUGUGCCGACGGGAACGAAUACACCGAGGCGGAAGCGUGUUCCGGAUUGUACGAGGAUUGCGAGCAGAGAUGUCCCAAGUGCCAUCCGAAGCUCACGUUCACCUGCCCCGCUUCCGGCGGAAACGCGAAGAAGUGCAUCCGUCGGAGCAAGGUCUGCGACGGAGUCCGAGACUGCGCCGAUGGUUCCGACGAGACGGACUGCACGUCAGCGAGAGAAUGCGAAGAGUCGAAGGAGACUCAGUUCGUUUGCGAUCGCAAGUGCCUCGAUUCGAGCCGCCGAUGCGACGGAGUCUACGAUUGCGAGGAUGAGUCGGACGAGAAGGGCUGUGCCAAGUGCCCAUCUGAUUCCAUCUUCUGUUCCUCUGAGAAAAAGUGCCUUCCGGCGUACACCCGCUGCAACGGAGCCGUCGACUGCACCGACGGAAGCGACGAACAGAAGUGCUCGUGCGCCGGUAAUCCCGUCUAACCCUCCCGAUUCUCAUUAUUUCGUUUCCAGAAUGCGUCGGAGCUCACUCGAACACGUACAUGUGCGACGGCUCGAAGCGCUGCCUGAAGCGUGACGAAGUGUGCUCUCCGUACUCGAUGUGCCCCAAUGCCACGUACACGGACAAGGCCUUCUGCGCAGCGCUGGUGCUCAAAAGCUCGGGAAUGUUCCCGUAUUGA